AGGUCGACUCGUUCCGCCAUAUCAUGAAUCUGGCAUUCCAGGCGCACAAGUACGACGGGGAAAAGGCCAUGGUGCGCAUCGCGUGGCCGUUGUUCAUGGUGGCCCUGGAGACGAAUGACCACCUCCACCGGGAGUGGGUCCUCAGCCGAUUCCGUGGCAUCCGUCAAUUUGGCUUGAAUUUCGAACGAGCAUAUCAGUUCUUAGUUCCUGUUGUUGAUCUGCAAAGCAAGUUGGGGGAACGUGUGGAUGUGCGGGGUAUAUCUCCAUCUCGUGAUUUUGGCUUGUUUGUUCUCUAGUCUUUCUUUCAUGAACAAUCCGGGAGUCUGAACUUUAAACCACCACCGCUUCGACUGAAUAGCCGACUGUCGCUUAUUCCAUACAUGUUGGACAAGAUCUUUGGCUCGUGGCGCUAGGGCCAUUCCAUAUCCAGUACUGUACGUCAAUUGCGGGGAAAAGGUUACGAAGAGCCUUGAAGCGGCACUCCAGUCGUUCUGUAUGUAUAUAAUGUCUCCUUCAAUGUAGCUUGAGCCCCAGUUCAACGCUUGCAUUUACCCAAGUCAAACCUUGCCCACACUACGGCCGACAACAACCAACCAAGUGAACCGAAGGUAUCAUGUCCACAGGAAACGCUCAAGGAUGUUGAGCUAGGAGAUCUCGAUGUGCAAUCGCUUACGCUGGAGGAGGACAAGAGGAUUCUGCGCCGGAUUGACCUCUAGUAAGUGAUGUCUGAUAUGUCACGGGAUUGCGACGUCGCUCAUCACAAAUCCAGCCUUCUCCCAAUGAUGGCGGUUUCGUACAUGUUCCAAUUUCUUGACAAGUCGGCUAUGAGUUUCACAUCCAUUUUGGGUUUGACCGAUGAUCUGCAUCUGCAAGGAGAGGAUUACUCGUGGGCCAGCAGUAUCUACUAUUUCGGCUACUUAGCGGCGUCUUAUGUUGCCGCGGUCUUGCUGGUUCGGUAUCCCGUUGGCAAAAUGAUUUCUACAUCGAUUGUUGUUUGGGGUGCCGUGUUGAUGCUGACGGCAACGGUGUUCAACAGCCAAGGUCUCAUCGCGGUCCGUUUUUUCCUCGGUGUAACUGAAGCCGCGAUUGCCCCCGGUCUCAGCAUUGUCGUUUCCAUGUGGUACAAAAGAUCCGAACAACCCUUUCGCCAUGGCAUCUGGUUCCAGGGAAUUACUAUCGCGGGGAUCUUUGGCGGGCUGGUUGCGUACGGGAUUGGUCAUGUGCAAUCGAUCGCUCUAUGGAAGGCCGUGUUUCUCAUUUUUGGUGCUAUCACUAUUGUCUGGGCUUUCAUUCUUCUCUACUGGCUUCCGGACACCCCGAUGAACGCAAGGGUUCUCGGGGAAGAUGACCGACACAAGGCCGUUUUGAGAGUCCAGGAGAAUAUGACUGGCAUCAAGAAUGAUGAAUUCAAGGGUUACCAAUUUAUUGAGGCGCUUUGGGACUUGAAAUGCUGGGCCUUUGUCCUCAUCCAAAUCAGCUGCUCCAUUCCCAAUGGUGGGGUGUCCAAUUUCGGCUCGAUCAUCAUUGAAGGGUUUGGCUUCAGCACGCUGAAUACACUGCUUGUUCAGAUCAUAACCUACGUGGUCCAGGGUGUCCUCGUCUAUCUCUCUACGGCCGGUUGUUCUUGGUUUGAUAACAGCCGAACGUAUUGGAUGGUAUGGAACUCGGCCCUUUCAAUUGUUGGAGCUGCUAUGGCGCGGCAGAUAUCCCCCGAUAAUGUUUGGGCUCGAUUUAUCGGGUACUGUCUGGCAGGCGCUUACGCCGUAAACUUUCCGUUGACGCUGUCAAUGUCGACGGGCAACAUUGGAGGGUUCACGAAGAAGACCACGGUGAACGCUAUGGUCUUUAUCGGAUACUGUACCGGAAAUAUCAUUGGACCGCAUCUAUUUUUCCCCGAUGAAGAACCGUCGUAUCCAUCGGGCUUCCUAGCGAUGUUAAUAUGUUUUGUCAUCUCGCUGGUAUUGUCCCUUUGUCUGAGGUACUAUCUUAUCUGGGAAAAUAAUCGUCGGGAUCGCCUUGGACAUAUGGAUAGUGGCGAUUCUUUCGAACCUCUCGAUGCUACCAUCCUUGACAAGACCGAUAAGGAGCUCUUGCAGUUUCGCUAUGUUUAUUAAAAACAAGCCCUAUGCUUAGAAUGAGGGCAUCAUCGUAGGAUCAAAAUGAUCCCCUGUUUAUCCAGCCCAAGCGUAUUCCUACGCAAGGUUUAACUUGUCACGUAUAACAUGCAUCAAUUAAUAAGGCAACGAUGGCAUAUGACAGUCUUUCGGUUACUUUUGAGUCUUUCAUGUGUAUUGAGAUUUGUAUUUUCU
Molecule: messenger RNA, 2309 nt
Organism: Aspergillus pseudonomiae
Lineage: Eukaryota; Fungi; Ascomycota; Eurotiomycetes; Eurotiales; Aspergillaceae
Product: major facilitator superfamily domain-containing protein
Exons: 5
Coding region: 723-2114 (463 amino acids)
Biological process (GO): dipeptide transport; allantoate transport; transmembrane transport
Cellular component (GO): plasma membrane
Molecular function (GO): dipeptide transmembrane transporter activity; allantoate transmembrane transporter activity
Source: RefSeq, a predicted model, not a curated record